GAGGAAGAAACGGUGAAGUUGGCUGCCUCAGAGGCCAGCACCCUGCCAUGGUCAGCUGACCAACUCGGCAAAAGAGACGUGCCAAAAGACUGUGCCAUGCCCGUAAAAGAACCGACAAGCCAGGAGAAAGAGAGGGAGACGGAAAAAGACGAACUCUCAGAGCAGGGUCAGCAGAGCCGGACGGAGAGCGCGAGGGAGCUGGGCAUGCGAGACAGCGGAGUGGUGGCAGAUGGCGACUGGAGAGAGGAGGAGAGGACGAGGGGCGCCGGGUGGGCCGGAGACGAUGGAUCGCUGGCUGACAACGAGGAAGAGGAUGACGACGACGAAGAUGACAAAAGCCAAGCACAUCGGAUCCCCGAGAAAACCAGACCCGUCUUCACCCCUGAGGUCACGGUCGUGAAGCCUUCCAGUAACCUGGAGUUACCAGACGAUAGCAGCUUUAAUGCCUUGGAGCUAAUAGAAAGAGUUCCUUUGCACGCCACGCAAAACGACCCGCCCCCUCAGUAUUACCACUCACCAUGGCUCGACACAGUGGACAAACCCAAAGGUGUUCCUAGUUUCUGUGUGGAGGUUGCGAAACUUGGUUUCUCUCUGGCAGGGGCAGCAGUGUUUUUCCCAUUGCUUGUGUGGCUUGGUUAUACCUACUUGCCCUUUGAGUCCCCUCCCAUCCGUGCCGGUCCCCUCAGGCUGGUCUACACGCUGCGCUGCUCCGUGUUCGCCACGCUACCCAUUGUGCUGGGUGCACUGGUACAGGGUGUGGCCCGGCUAAAGUUUGGUGCUCUGAAGCCUUUGUUUGACGGUAAAUGGGAAAGCAGGGAGGUGGCAGUGCACAGUCAUUACGUGCGUGAAUCUGUCUAUCUCUUCCUGCUUUACUUCACCCAGCUCGGUCUCCUGGCCACGUACCUGACGCAGGACAUGCUCAGACUCGUCCCCCUGCUCACCAUCAUCUUCGUGUUCGGCAGGCUGAUCUACUGGGCCUGCGUAUCGUUCGGCAGCAGCGUUCGAGGUCUGGGCUACGGUUUGACGUUCCUGCCUAUACUGAUCAUGCUGGGAUUUAACCUCUACUUCGUCUGCUCCCCGGUUGGCCAGGGAUCGAUUUUUGAAGUGGCCCCUCCCACAACAGCCCCGCCCCCCAAACGGAGAUGGUGGGGCUAG
Chanos chanos (milkfish) is the source of this 1155-nucleotide messenger RNA. It is a transcript of the gene tmem79a, whose product is annotated as transmembrane protein 79a. The transcript has 4 exons. Gene Ontology annotation, biological process: regulated exocytosis. Gene Ontology annotation, cellular component: trans-Golgi network membrane; lysosomal membrane. The coding region runs from base 97 to 1155 and encodes 352 amino acids. The record is from RefSeq and is a predicted model, not a curated record. NCBI's taxonomy places the organism in Eukaryota, Metazoa, Chordata, Actinopteri, Gonorynchiformes, Chanidae.